Messenger RNA from Amoebophrya sp. A25, 3079 nucleotides. Lineage: Eukaryota; Dinophyceae; Syndiniales; Amoebophryaceae. The record is from the annotation of a GenBank genome assembly.
GAAAAGUUAAAAAAUUGAUGAGUUUCUAUUUCAGUGAACGUCCACAAAAUAGAUCUAGAGGAUCUUCGUAUUGAUUAAUCUUAAUGGCGUUACCAUUUUGUUACAUUAGCGAUGCAGGUCAUGAUAUUGAUAUGAGUUUUAUUGCUAGAGCUGUGAAAUGCACUUAAAGACGUAGCGAUUUUACUACAGUAUCACAUGUUUUUGUUUCCUUUAUUUGCAUGUCGACGACUAAUUACAGAAACAAAUGACGCCAUCAACAGCGAUUACUGUCCGGAGCGUAAAGGACGCCCGCAAGCGGCUGGCGGCUGCACGCGGCAACCGCAGAGAGCGCAUUGAGGUUGCAAAGGCUGCCGCAGGGUCUCUCUCCGAGCAGUCGCCGGAUAAAUUGAUUGCUUUUCUUUUCGAGGAUUACCUAGCAAACGAGCCAAUACUACAGCAGGAGGCUCGACGCGAAGCUAAUGGCAAUCACGGGUCUAACAGCAACGUGCCGGCGCUGCUAUUCCCAGUCGACGAAUACGAAGCAGUUAUGAGGGCACUGGUGGAAAACUCAGGGGAAUCCGUCUGGGAUGCGAUGUUAGAACAGUUUGUCCUGUCGCAUCUUGACCUCCUCAACUACUUUCUCGCUCUGCUGGGGACGGUCUUUCGAAAUCAGGUAAGAAUGAUUUACAUUCCCGUUGUUCUUGUUUUAGAACCUUUUCAAUUUGUUAUUGAUCCUUUCCUCGACGUUUUUUCUUAGAACAAGCGAGUAGCUCACCCAUGACAAACAUUGUAAACAAAGAAGACCAAAAAUUGCAUUGGGCAUUUCAUACAUUUUCAUCUUAUCCGCGACUCAUUGAAAUUUCCUGACUCGUCCACCACAGCGCGACUUCAAUGUGAGUUGCUACUUCGAGUUGCUGCGAAAAUGCGGCGCGUACUUGAUGGGUGAGGGUCUCUUGGAAACUACUGCAGUGGAGGGUGAGGAGGACUUGCCGCUCUUCUUUCCUGAUUUACCGAAGAAAAACUUCAAAAUCAAGCGCCUGUUCACGAAAACGUGGUUUGACUUCCUGAAAGUCUUCCAGCCUGAAAAGUGUUCCGCAUUGCAGAGGCCACCAAAGAAUACAGCCGUACUUUAUUCGAGCAAAAACAAAGACCAUAACUCCUCGAAGGCGACACCAGGAGGAACGAUGUCUUCAUCCUCUGGAGCAUCGUCAACCACGCAGUCCCCUACUAAUGCCGCAAAUGCUACCGCCAGCGCUAGCGCGACGAUGUUAGCAUCAACUUCUAGCAACAACGACAAUGGAGAAGCUACGACAUCAUCAGGCAGGGUCAUUACGGAGAAACAACUGGCGCUAGUCAUCCAGGCCCGCGUGGACAGAUUGAAGAAGAGCGUGCUUCUCCAUGUGACGCAUAUAUUUCCGUAUCUGGAUGCGCCGAUGCUUUUGGGAGACUUCUUUCUGCAGGAGUUUGACCGUGGCUCUCUCGAGAUUCAGAUUUGCGCUCUAUCUGGCUUGCUGUACAUGACCACGCAGACGAAGCUCGAGUUUCAGGACGACUACUACGAUCGUUUGUACCUGCUCUUGAGGCCCGAGGUUUUCAGCGCUGAAUUCCGCGUACGUUUUCAGCGUAUUUUGGCCGCGUCCUUGAUUCAAGGCACGACACUGCCUGCACAAAGUGCCGCCUGCUUCGCAAAGAAGCUCCUACGCAUAUGCGUUCACGCGCCUUUGAUUGACCAGCCCUCAAUCUGUUGGUGCUUGGGUUUGGCCUACAACAUAGUGCGGAAAAACGAAGCGUGCUGUAAAAAGCUAUUGCACCGAUCCGUAAUGAACGCUGGUGGAGGUGGUUCAUCGACGGCGGGGGCUACACCUUCUACGGCAUCAUCUUCUAAAGAUCAAUCAUCUACCUCCACCACAUCCACUUCGACUACAACCACUCCUCCGACUUCUGGUGAACAAAAUGACUCAUCUACAACUCUGGUUGAAGGUGCCACGUCGAGCACGAAAACUUCACCAUCAAGUACAGAGUCAACCUCAUCAGUUGCGUUCUUGACAGCCGACCCAUUCGACAUCAGUGCGACGCUGCCUGAAGCGCGCAAGAUAUUGACGCGAACGUCGUUGUGGGAGCUCGAGGCAAUUUCACGACACCACCACCCGUUGGUGUCACGCGUAGUGCCUUUUUUCAAAAAUCCACACAUGUUCAAGAAGCUCUCGCCUUCCGUGGACGUGAACGAGUUCUUAGAACUCACAACUGACGACUUGCUAGAACGAGAACUGAAGCACAAGAAGAAAAAGUUCGACGAUCCAUUGCUGGGGAUGGGGUUUUUCCAGGAUGCAGAACGCGAGGAAGAGCAGAGGGAAGAGGACGAGGAGGAUGAUAGCGAAGAAGAAGAAGAAGAAGGAACUGAGGAAGUAGAUGCAGAGGGAGGCGAGGAGGAAAAGAAGCGAGCAAAGCCAUCUUCGAGACCAGCUACUUCUAAAAAUACAGUAGGUCGACCCUCACCAGACGCACAGCUUCCCUCAUUUGCCUUCCUCCCUCGACCAAGGCAAGAACGAUUAGAAACUAGCUAUUUGGCACUCGAGGAGGAUCUCAAAAGAAGACGCUUGGAAGUUUAGCCUAUUUUUACAGAGGGAUGCAUUUUCUACAGCAACACGAACAUUGCUAGUAUACUGUCCAGCACAAAAUUUCUCAUUCUGGAUGCAAUGUUCCUUGUGGCUUACGCCUAAACUGGUAUUCAUUGGUAUUUUCAAAUCCACAUCCGCCAAAACAAGAACUAACCCUUGAUGGUCUACGGCUGAGACGCUUUUCUAAAUCAGCGAGGGCAUUAGAAGAAGAAGCGAUGAGUGUUCCCUUAGCCGCAUCGGACGUGCUUGAAAGAGUCUCGCAGGUUCUGAACGACAGUCUUUCAUAUCCCACCUGCUGUGCCGUGGCCGACCUGGUAUCCAUGAUCAGCACUAUCUUUUGUAGCAGAUGGGAGAAAUGACCAUAUUUAUGAGAAUAGAAGUACUCCAACUCCUUCUCCUCACAUGAUCUACAUAGAAUGCUUCCUGGCUGCAUUGGCGUUGAGAUCAGUUCCCUGAUGUGGUAUGCGUAUGUAUUCGAAAAA